Molecule: messenger RNA, 984 nt
Organism: Engraulis encrasicolus (European anchovy)
Lineage: Eukaryota; Metazoa; Chordata; Actinopteri; Clupeiformes; Engraulidae
Exons: 6
Coding region: 263-871 (202 amino acids)
Biological process (GO): extrinsic apoptotic signaling pathway in absence of ligand; mitochondrial fusion; intrinsic apoptotic signaling pathway in response to DNA damage
Cellular component (GO): mitochondrial outer membrane
Molecular function (GO): protein homodimerization activity; protein heterodimerization activity; channel activity
Source: RefSeq, a predicted model, not a curated record
AGCAGGAAACCCUGACGGAGACACAUUUCCGCUCCGCUUCCUUGUUGAAGAACCAAGCUCAACAUUGAAUAUGUAUUCCUUUGGACUAUUUUUAUAUGAAAAACUAUCGACAUGCUUUAGUUUGUAGUUCUCGUGUUAUGCGGCUCAUCGUUUCGUUACAUACUAUAGGUUUUUACGCGUCCAGUCUCUGAAGUUAGUUUGGUGGAUAAAACUUCAGAAGAGUUGUUAAUCGUACAACUACUACCUCACUCGGGCGGAAGGAAUGGCACAUUCAAGGAAAGGGGUGAAAGAUGAUGAUAUGCCUGGCGAAACCGAUGGUGAAGAUGUCAUAGAUGAUCCGAUUGUUGAACAGGGAGCAGUGGUAUUGAGAAGUUUUGUGGUGGAGAGGCUUCAGACGGAGAGCCCGGAUGUGCCCGUGAGCCAUGAGCUUCUUGGGGGCACUCCAUCUGAGGGGGACGACCCCCAGAUCAAAGCCGUGGUGGGACAGUUACUGAGUAUUGCAGAUGAUCUGAAUCGCAAUGCUGAACUUCAACACCUCAUCAACACUGUGCAGGCCAACUGUGCUCAGGACGUGUUCGUCACCGUGGCCAGAAGCAUCUUCUCCGAUGGCAUCAACUGGGGCAGAGUGGUGGCACUCUUCCACCUGGCCUACAGACUCAUAUCCAGGGCUUUGACUCAAAACCACUUUGAAAUCAUCCGCCGUAUCAUAAGCUGGGUGCUCCAAUUCAUCAGGGAAAACAUUUCAUCAUGGAUACGUCAACAGGGAGGAUGGGAGGGCGUAAUGCACAGUGUGUCGCGAUGGCGUACGGUGUCCAUCCUUGCCGCGGUUGCCUUCAUCACUGCUGUAGUGUACUGGAGGAGAAGUCGCUGAGGCCCAGAUGGAGGACUAUUGAUGAUGACACAUGCCACCCAUGACAACGCUGGGAACUGCCCUUCAUCUGGGGUGAAUUCCAGGAAAAAAAGGUUUAGUAACUUACCACGGCA